Molecule: messenger RNA, 9612 nt
Organism: Caenorhabditis auriculariae
Lineage: Eukaryota; Metazoa; Nematoda; Chromadorea; Rhabditida; Rhabditidae
Source: the annotation of a GenBank genome assembly
AUGGAUCUCAGUAUGGAAGCAAUAGACGUUCACAGUUUUUUUCCCGGCAAAGUGAAGCCCAGAAAAGAGCCAAUAAUUAUAGAGUGGCAAAAGACGGAAGAGAUCGGAAUGAGCCGAGGAACAUGGGUGGUUGCAACAAAAACAAAAAGCAGCAGGUGGCUGUUUUUUUUUGUCCGGCGACACUUGUCGUUCUCUGAGUGUUGCCGCGUCGCCGGGGAGCGGCGUCGCGAUCGCUUCGCGCCAUUUUAUCAGUGAUAGUCGUCGCUCAGUGCCGCUCACUCGGCCAUUUUUUUUUGUCCCAUCCACGCCGAUACGCAAAUGUCCGAUUCACGUGUGUCCAGUCUAAUUAUGCGCAUCAAUUGCUUGUCGCCUCGCAAACUAUUUUCCUUCUCCUACUUGGCUCUUUCAGGCCUUCUCCACUCGAACCAACCUCUCAUUCCCGCGAUUCUAAUUUUUAGAAAUGGUCGUUUUGAUAUGGAAAUUCAAGUAGUUUGAAAAUUGAUGUCAGAUUUUUCAGUGCGAAAAGAGGAGAACAACAUUAGAUCAAAAAUUUAUAUUUCAAAAGUAGGUUGAAUUUUUUUGAAAAAGAAGGUUCGGACUUGAAAUAAAACUCGAAGCAUUGAUUUUUUUUGAGCAAAAGCUUUUAAUUAGGUGGCUACAUAGAAGGAUUUAUAUGAACUUAAUUGCAAUUCAAUUUCGAAAAGUUCUGAGCGCCGGUAACCUGAAAUUCCCAUUGCCUCAGAUAAAUUAGGUCAAAGAAUUAUUCUUGAUUUUGAAAUUGAUUAUCGACUAUUGAACACAUUUUAAUCACUGUUCAACAAACAAAAUAACAAGCCAAAAAUAUGUAUUUUGAGAAAAUCACAUCAUUCACGAAUUGUGUCAUUAAAAAGCUUGAAGAAGCCGUAGUGAAUGAAAUCACAAAGAUCAUAGAGAUCGAAAAAUCAGAAUCUUCGUCUAAAGACCGCAAAGCCCCGCCCCUUUUCGCGAUAGAAAAAUGCACUGGUUUUUUAGAUUUUGUGUUCGUAAAAACGCAAUAUUGAAUCAAAAACGGAUAAAAUUGGAUGAAGCAUAGAGAAAACCUUCCUUUUUAACCUCAUAUACUUUUACCCGAUUUUCGAAGCGUUUCGGCGGAGUGUCGUACAAAAAAAUUAAACGACUUCUUUGAUUCGAACUUUUCACCUAGUUCCAAGUCGAAUGCUCUAUUUUUUUCAACUUUUUUUAAAUAGGUUUCUAUGAGGAAAAAUGAUUUUUUUAAAAAUUAAAAAAAUUAAAAAUUCCUGUGUAGCCUAAUCUUUGUGAUGGCGCGCAAAGUUGACCUCUUAAUUUAGUUUUUUUAUACUUUUUGAUGGUUCUAAAUAGGUUCGAUCUGAAAAUCCUUCCUUUCGGGAAACGUUCUGAGUCACAUCUUCUGCCUCCAUAGUCUCAAGUAUUUCAGAAUUGGGCAAAACUUCAUACGUCAGGCUCACUUUCUUUUUCGAUAAAUUCUAAGUUCAGCCAUAUUCAAUACGUUUGUUUUCUCGUCAAAAUUCUUUCAAAAACAUACUUGCUCCUGAAUCACCGCUUUCUCUUUCGUUUCGGUUUCUCAAAACCAAGACAAAAAAAAACAUUGGCGGGGGGUUCCUGCUUCAUUUCUCGACGGCGCUCGCCUCCUAUUUCUUUUCAAUUUGGGAACAGAAAUGGAAAGAAAGGGGGGAAAAGACGACGUCAUCGCUUCUGCUCCACUCUCUUCUUCUUUUUCUUCUUCUACUUCUUGUGCUUCGCCUUCUCCCACCACUUUUUCCUUGAUCUCUAGCUGCUUCAUUGACAUUUUCUGAUUAUGAUAUUUGUUCUGAAUUAGGCAAAGAUUUACGGUCUCACACUUUUAAAUUUUUUUUUGGAUUCCAACUGAACGCUUAUUUUUUUUCUUUUAUCCUCUUCAACUUAUCGUUUCGUAUCAUCCACAAGGAAGGUAAUUUUACUUUUCGGUUGGUAUUUUCCUGAAAAUUGUCCAGGACACUUCUUGACCCAACAGAUGGAUAGCCUGAAAUUCCUAGCCUGCACAACUUUUCAGCUUUUCAAAGUCAACGAAAAAAAUCCUUUAAAACAGGCCAUUUUUGUACUUUGAGUCCUCAUAUUUCAAAAACUAGGAAGUUCUACAGGUUUAGACUUUCAUUAUCUGUAUCUGAUACAACCAGGAGUGUCCUGGUCAAUUUUCAGGGAAAUCCCAACCGCAAAGAUUACCUUCCUUGUCAGUUUGUUGGCAAAAUUUCAUGCUUGAUUAGUUUUUUUUUACAUGUCCGAGAAAGGUAAAAGAAUUCAAAAUAGCAUGCGGCGUGUUCAAAAGCGGCCGCUAGUGUAGCGAUAAACAUUGUUUCUCUAUCGAGCCAAUUGUUUGCUCUAUUGCCAUUUUAUCACCACAAAUUUGCUACGAAUCAACGAUUUUCCUCAGUCAUGGGAAAAGUUAAUGCAUUUCGAAAUAAAAAAGCUGAACGUGUUCAAAAAUUGAAAGCAUAUUGAUGCGUGAAAAGGCAUGUGUCGAGUUCCACAUUUUCCGGGUUGAGGGGCUUUGUAGUUAAUUUUAUUGAAAGUUUAGAAAUAUUUUUGAAAAUUUAUUUUUGUCAUUUUUCACACAGUUUCGGGCUUGAACUGGUCAUAAUUUUUUUCAAAAAAAUUUGAAAUUCUUAUUUUUUUAACGUGUUCAAUUUUUAUCCGUUAUUUAUAAUUCUUCUAAAUCGUGUAAGAUUGAAAAAAAGGCUCCAAAGAACCCGAUUUUUUUGUGACUCUAGGCGUUUAUUUUUUUCAUAAAGUGAUAAAAAUAUCAUUAAAACCCACGCGACCAACCAUUAAAGCUUUCAAUUUUUUUCUAUGAGAAAAAUAAAGAGCUUCCGGUGUUACUUUUAACGAUUUGAUGUUGAAAAAACGAGUAAAAGGUUUUUUGAAGCGAAAUCUUUAGAGAACUUCCAGAAGUGGUCAUGGAAGAUUUUUUUGGUUUUUUUAAACUUUUCAGUACUAGUUGUUCAAAAAAAUAUCUGGAAGCUCUUUUUCGAACUUUUUUUUUGAGUUAAGAGAUUUUACUAUUUAUUUAAAGUUUACUUAUUCUAUUCCGAUGAAGUUUUCAGUUCGAAUAAUAAAAAUAAACAGUUGAAAAGCAGUUUAGUUGAUAAAAAUUUUUCUUAGGAGUCUGAAUAAUCUUUUUUUCAGACUUUUUUCAGAUUUUUUUAAUCAAUUAACUUUUUCCUGAAAAAUCUUCUUCUAGCCGGCUUGCAUUUUAGUUUUUAUCAUUCUAUUAUUUGCAGAACUAUUCAUAAUCUUUAUGAAAUUUCUCGUUUUUUUCACUCCUCAAGCACAUUUUUUGAUCCGUUUUCCCAUUGCUUUCUAUAUGAGGUGCGCCCUCAGGACCUCGGCUCGAUUUCAGCGCAAUUGGCCUCUUAAAGGCCCUCGGAGACGUUCUUCACAUUCCUUUCAAGACCCAUUUUGUCUUUUGUUUUUGCUACAAUUGUUCUGGACGCCAAUCGAUUCCCAUUUUUCGAAUACAAUACUCGCCGUUGAAACUCUUGCUCGCGUCUUCUCGACUGUCGGAUUGUUUCCGACAGAAGGGACGCUGAGUCGCUUCUUUUUGCCCGUCUGAUGAUGAGCUGCAGCAGUUUCCGGGAGAGCACGACGAGGUCGAACUUCCUGCCAGUCAGCCUUCACCCAGCAGCACCGGCCGCGCGGUGUAUGUGCGAGGCGACCUCAUGCUCAAGUUCCUCAAGCCAAAGUCCUCCGACGAGGGCAGCUCUAAGGACAGCAAAUCCGGCGCCAGCAGUAUGUUUCUCUUUUUACAAGAUUUUUUUACGCUACAAAAAAGAUAACUAUUUGUUGCACCUCUGAUAGUCAGGUAUAUUCAAUAAUAUUUCGACGGUUCAGUUUUUUUUAGGGGGGGUAUUUUUUCCGUUUUUGACUGCUUCGAAAUGAAUACUUUGCUUACCUGGACAGGAUCCGUACCAGCCACCUUCUGGACCCUAAAAAAAAUUAUCAGAGACAGAUUUUAUCAAAUUUUAUCACCUUUGUCAGGUUUUGAGUUCUGUUAUUCAUUCCUAGGCUCACUGACUACUCUGUGAGAAUUCAAAAAUAUAAUCGCCAAGUCGAAAUUUUUUUCUCUUUUUAUGAUUUUUACCUUUUCUUCCGCGAUAUUAACUCUAGUGUUAUAAGCUGCUCAGAAAAAAAAUUAAAUUUUUUUGAGAUCCAGAUAAAUUAGUGAGUCAUCACCCCUAACAAGGGAGGUCAUUUCACCUUUCAGCCUGUACAGCUCCCAAGUUUUUAGGAAAUGAGGCCGUAAAAUGGCCUAUUUUAACGGAUUUUGCUCAAAAAAAGGAAAGUCGUGCAGGUUGAGACUUUCAGGAUCUUUUUUUGGUACCUCAAGGAUUAUCCUGGCCAAUUUUCAAGAAGUUCCAAACCGCAACUUUAAAUUACCUUUUUUUUUAAGCUCUCCAUUUCUCUUUUUCCCACUCUUUUAUAGUCUCAAUCAGUUUCAAAAUUCUACCCACGGGUGACUUUGUAUGUUCCCGUUUUGAUCAUUCCUCUUGAUCUAACCAUAAGAUCUCUCUGAUCCUUUUUUCUUGGACUUUCCUGGAAACUAGGUAUUUUUCAACAGUCGAGAGGUGGAAAACAAAAGUUUUGGGAGGAAAUGGAGCGGAAGAAAGGACGGAGAGAAGCCUCGCGGAAUUCGACGCCUCAGGGCUGGCAUAAUCCAUGUGGGCCGAAGCAUCGGAGCGCGUCGAGCAGUGCGUCGAAGAAGUCGCCGUCCGAGCCGAUGAUCGCCUCGUCCUUCUUCUACGGCAGCCUCAAGGAGGACAAAGCCAGGCUCCGUCGCUCCAGAUCCUCGUCUUCUCGCAGAUGCGCCUCUCCUUUUGCCUGCGCCGCCUAUCACACCUCAGGUUCAAAACCCACAUUCCAUCACACAACUCCAAGCAAUAACAAUUUUCUUUUCAUUAAUUUUCGGUUUUUUAACAUUCCGGCUAUGCUGGUUGAUCGAACUAGAAAAGAUUCUCACGGCUGAAAAUAGUCCACUUCAAGAUUCAAAAUUUCCAUGGAAGGAUGAUUUUUCGAGUGAUUCCUACAUAAAAAUGGCAUUUUCAUCGCAUAAACUUUUCAAAAAAGUCAAAGUUGUUUAAAUUUUUUUCAAGUGAGACUUCUUCCGUCCUACAAGAGUGAGCAUGUACUUUUUUGGCUUUUUGGAAAAUCUUCACUUAUUCUGAGAACUUUGAUGACUUUCUUCAAUCGUUUUCUAUGGAUUUGCUUCUUCGCCCGAAAAAAUUGCUUUUUUGAAUAUUUUGCAACACAAACUCACGGUUUAGGCUGAUCUCUUCUAAAAAUUGUUUCUUCUCUUCUCUGAUUUCUCAUCAGAAGCUUUGUUCCUGUUUUUUAAGAUUUUAGUUGUUUUUGAAGAGCUUUCCUGUGUAAAAACCGAAAAAAAAUGUAUUGACUGAUUGGUGGCGAGCAGCUGAGCGAGUAGGAGAACGUUACUUGUGCGAUGUGCUCUGGAGCCGUUCCCAGCCGCCCAUUCUGAGCAACAGGAUGCUAAGGCCUCGACAGCUGAUCGGCGUGGCCACCUACGUUCGCCAACGUUGGAGGUUGGAAGGGCCGAAAGCCGGGGCCCUGAGGCCGACAUUGGCUGCCUUGUUGCCUGCUCGCACGUGGUGUUUAUGUGACACAACGUGGCGUCAGCUGUGUCGAGAGGCGCCGCAGCCGCGACGCGGAGCCGAGACUCGUCGGACUAGAACCCACAAGACAGGCCGUCGCGGAAUGCCGUUGGUCGACGCCGUUGGCAACAUCCAGUGGAAUACCACCGUCGACGAAGACGUCGAGUUCGACGACGACGACUGCGACGUCACCGCCAGCUUCACGCUGCCGGCGGCUGUCAGCGACACUCCAUCAUCUUCUUCUUACUCUAAGGACUACGAAAUCUUUGGGGAAGAGGAGGCCAUUGCCUUUUGUGAGUUUCAACGGUUUCUUUUUCAAUUACACUUGUAAUUUCGCUUUUUCUCUGUACUUUUUCUUUGCUUCUCAGUAGGGAAGACUUGACAAUAAUUUCAAAAAUUCUCGUGAUUUUUCUCAAUUUAGUAUUUUUUUUUUGACCAUUCUUGAGCAAAUCUCUGUUUUUCCAUCCCCAUAAAUGAUUUUGAACUUCUUUUACUAUCGAUGGUUGGUCUCAAGCUUUUUUUUUUAGCAGUCUAACUUGUAUUAAAAAUACAGGUGAAUUCCAGAUCAUGAUACCUUUUGACAGUAGAAGAUCAAAAUCAUUUUUUCUCGAUACUUCCAAUUCUGAUCAGCUUUGUCGACAUUUUAAACAAAAUCGAUGCUGCGAAUUUUCCAAAGGUUUUCUUCCCUGUCAACUGUUACCUGAUAUCUGGUUCGUUUCGACGUGAAUUCCUCUCUUUUGGACUUUAAACUUUGUUUUACUUAUUUUUACUACGUAUUUAAGGACUUUCAAGGGCUCCAUACUUUGUUUAAAUUUUUUUGUGAAAUUUCAGAAUUCUUGCAGUUUUUUUUGAAUUUUUCAUGUCCUGCAGAUAUUUUUAGUCAGACAUGUUGCUGGAUCCAAAAAUUUUUUUCGAAUAUUGAAAAAAUCCUCAAGAAGAGAGCGCCUACAGUACCGUCAGAAAAGAUACGAAAAUACGCGACUUUUUCGUGAGAAAUUUAUUCUUCCUGGAAGUUUCUGAAGCUGCGUUUUUUUCUCUGAACUGAAACUUCAUCAAACUGUUCAAAGAAACAGUCAUUAUAACUCUAGAAAGUUCCAGAAACAUUAAAAUCCUUACAAGGAAGUUGUGACCGAAAAACUCCGUUUUUUCGUAUCUUUUCUGACUUCUCUGCGCUCUCCUUAUCUCUCGACGUCUCUCUCAUGUUUACGUGCUUUUUCCAUGUUUCUCUGACCUGAUGAGGGAACAGAGAGACGCAGACAAGCGAAAACUGUCAAGUCGCGCCGGACUGUAUCUACUCGUAAAACAGUAGAUUUCUUCGUCGACCGUAGUAUUCUACUAGAUGCUUCCAACUAUCUACCCCUAGAGAUUUUUGACUCGGAAAAGGUCAGAAGAAAAGUGUUGGAACACCUUGGAAGCUCCCGAAAGUGGUGUCUUCGUUUUUUGGACGCGGAAGAGGCGGCGCGUGAUCGAGCACCGACCAAACCGAAAUUGGCUAGCAUUUGUCCGUGUGGGCAGGAUCCCCGAAGGACGAUUCGCCUCGCGGCUCCGCUGGACGCCUCCGUCGGAUGUCUCAUGCUUCAAUUCUCGUUCCUGCAGUCGGCCUUCCGCGCCUCUCUUCAUUUUCAACUAUGUACAAUUUGCCGAGUUCUGAACGGUUCAAAACGGUUAGGCAUAGGCGGCUCCACAAGACAGGAGUCUUUUUGAGCCUUUUUAUAGGAAUUUUUUUGAGCUCUGAUUUUAAUUCCUUUUUUUCUUUAUUUCUAAUUCGUUUCAGAGUAAUUUUUUUAGAACUUCUUCACUGGAUGCUAUUUAAAUGAUCAUUUUUUUCAUUAUCUUCAAGAAAGGAUUAAUUUUUUUGGAUUAAUUCAAACUUUGUGAUCUUCACUUUUCCGAGGAACAUAGAUAGUUUUUUAAGGGAUUUUAGGGACAUUUAUUCUUUAAGAAAACUGAAAGUUCCUACUUAUCAUGCUAAAUUUUUUUUUUCUUGUGUUCCCACCUUCAGAUUUUUUUCAGUUAGGUACUUUCUUAUUCGUAAAAUAAUGGUUUGUGCACCUCCCGCCUUCAUUUUCCACUGGUUAAAAAAAUUUAGAAAAAAAUUAGAAAAAAAUGAAAAAAAUUUGGUUUUUCAUUACUACAUCUAUGGUUCAGGCGCCAACCAUUAAGCUAAAAAUUUUAAUUUAGUUUUUUUAAAUAUAAAAAAAUAAUUGACACAGAAGGUCUCCUCAGAACCCAUAGUAUAUUUAAAAAAAUUUAACUUUCUUUCAAAAAUUUCCUUUGCUACUAUCCUUUUUUCAUUGGCAGAAAAAGGAAGUUUUCCACAUUUGGAAGGGUUUUCGGUAGAGUUUUGCAAGUGCAUGGAACAGUGUGGCGCACUUUUUGCGACUUUCAGAAUGAAACGGAGGUCCCCGGGGACACGUUCAUCAUGUUUCUUCGGCGAGUGACGAUGGUUUUGGCUCAGAAUGUCCGAAACGGGGAUUCCGAUAUGCCGAUGUUGUCUUUUGAAAACCAUUGGUUCCUUCUGAGUUUGGAAAAAGUAGAAAGAUCCUCUGGAACUACUAAGUCGAUAUCUUCUUUUGAUUUUGGAAAAGUGCUGUUAAAUUUUCAAGUGGACCUUUUUCGAGUCGAGGCGCUUCUGAAGCGUGGCUCUGUUGCGAGCACCUGCUGCGGUCGAUUUCAAUUAAUUCUCACCCGCCGAUUGGUCAGUUGUUGCUUUUCGAAGCAAUCAACUAGAGAAGCUCAUUGUGGGAACAAAUGCAGAAGGAAAGAGCCUCCAGCUUCUGAUUUCGCAGUGAGGACUUACUGAAGGAGUUAAUUUGUUCAAAGUGUCUUUUUCAUUUUGAGGAAAGUUUCUUGUGUUUCUGGGUAUAUCUCACAAGGAAGGUCAUUUCACUUUAAUUUUCUGAAAAUUUGCCAGAACACUCCUUGACUUACCAGAGGAAGAUUCUGAAAGUCUCACCCGGCAAAACCUUUUGGUUUUUGAAAAAGAAGACUUCAAAGAAGGAGUUUAUCCUCAAGUCCGUUAAAAUAAGCGGUUUUGGGACUUUGAGCCUUCAUUUUUCGAAAGCUAGGAAGUUGGGCAUUUUGAGACUUCAGAACCUUCUUCUGGUACAUCAAGGAGGACCGCAUUUCAGGAAAUUCUCAACCGAAAAGUGAAAUGAGCUUUCGGUGGUAUGAAAAAAAGACCAGCGAAAAUUCAAACGGUGACUUUUCCGAUUUUUUCGUAUCGCUAGGGAACUUUCCGACGGCCACCUUUCCGACGAAACUUUCCCGACUUUUUUCCCUUAUAGUUUUCAGUUUGUAAAACAUCUAUAAACAUUUUUUUUCCCAUUUUUUUGUGUUUUAAUCAUGAACCAACCACCUACUUUAUAUAGGAAGAUUUAAAACGAAGAGUUUAUCGAGAAAAAAAGUCGUAAAAAGAUUCGUCGGAAAGGUAGCCGUCGGAAAGUUCCCUAGCGAUAUGAAAAAAUCGGAAAAGUUGUCGUUUGAAUUUUCGCUGGUGUUUUUUUCAUACCACCGAGCUUUCUUGUCAGUCAACUCUAUGGUUUUUUGCCAAAAAUUGUAUUUCUGUUCAAAUUUUCCAUUGGAAAGUUGAGCCAGUUGAGCCAGAAACGAUGAAAUUUCCUUGAUCUUCUUGAUUUUUCAUUGUGGCAUAAUUUUGAUCUUUCUUUAGCUUUUUCUCUGGAAUCAUCUUAUUUUCAAGUUUUUCACCGAGUUCUGGACAUGAAUAAUCGAGAACUUUCGUGUGUGGUCCGUAAGAACCAAGCUUGAGGAAGCGGGAUCGUCAUCCCAACCCUCGUUCAUCAAGUUUGAGUUUCUCCUACACUGAACGAAAUGUAGAUUUGUCCGAGAUCAAAACGAUGCUCGCAGUCAACAGGAGGAGGCGUGGCGGGUUGCCGCGGAAGCAACGCCGUCGGCCACUCACGCUCAAACUCUCGCUCACGCCGAAGCCUAG